This is a messenger RNA of Amborella trichopoda, 2358 nucleotides long. RefSeq names its product pentatricopeptide repeat-containing protein At4g18520, chloroplastic. Lineage: Eukaryota; Viridiplantae; Streptophyta; Magnoliopsida; Amborellales; Amborellaceae. Gene Ontology annotation, biological process: RNA modification. Gene Ontology annotation, cellular component: intracellular membrane-bounded organelle. Gene Ontology annotation, molecular function: RNA binding; protein binding. The record is from RefSeq and is a predicted model, not a curated record.
GCGAAGCUUUGCAUUUUGGGCAUCUACGAGUUUUUGAGCUUCCUAAUCCAAAUGUUUGCACCUGCACUCCUCCACACUUCUCAAAUACACUCUCCCUUCUCUCUCUUCCCCGGUCUAUCAAGCUUUCUUUCUCCUCUCUCUCUCUUUCCCAACCCAUCAAAGCAAAAGGUAAAAUUGGGGCCAAUUCUCAUAGACCCAACGGUCUUCUGCAACAACCCCACCAUUUCCCAAUCCACUGUAGAAGAACUCAUUUCUCACACUGGUUAUGAAGACUACCCAUAUGCUUGGUCUAGUGGGUACAAUUGUGCAGACCCCAGUUUACUACUUCCCAAUAAUCUUGCCUAUAUGCUUCAAUCAUGUGUGGAUUCUAGAGAAGGGAAACUAAUUCACUCUCUGAUACUGAAACACAUAAGAAAACCGGUUGUUUUCAUUGAUAACAAUCUCAUUAACAUGUAUAUGAAGUUUGGUGAAUUCGAAAUAGCUCAGAAAGUGUUUGAUAGGAUGCCCGAAAGAAACAUUGUAUCAUGGACUUCUCUUCUUAAUGGGUACUUGAAAAUUGGGUUUCAUUAUGAGGCUAUAUGCUUAUUCUGUGAUUUAGCCAGAGAAAAUGUUCGACCCAACAGCCACACUUAUGUAUGUCUCUUGAAUUUGUGUGGGAAAAAGCUCCAUUUCAAACUUGGUUUGCAGAUUCAUGCUUGUAUAUUAAAAGGAAAUUUAUGUAAUUUAAUUGUAGAUAGUGCAUUGGUGUAUUUCUAUUCUCAGUGUGGGGAUUUAAUGGGAGCUUUCCAAGUUUUUGAUAGAAUGCCCCAAAAAGAUUCAAUUUCUUGGACCACCAUGAUAAGUGCUUACACUAAUCAAGGUUAUGGGAAGGAUGCAUUGUAUGUAUUUUCUCAGAUGCAAUUAUUUGGGUUUCGACCCAAUGAGUUCACUAUUUCAUGUGCUCUGAAGGCUUGUGGACAAGAGGAGGCACUGAAUAAUGGGAAACAGCUCCAUGCUUAUAUAAUUAAGAGAGUUUUCAAGGAUGAUGUCUUUGUAGGGAGCUCCCUUGUAUACAUGUAUUCAAAAUGUGGUCGAGUUUCAGAGGCUAGACAUGUAUUCAAUGGAAUGCCAAGGAGGAAUACUGUUACUUGGACUUCAAUGGUGGCUGGUUAUGCUCAAAAUGGUUUUGGCAAGGAGGCUAUAAGCUUAUUUCGAAAGAUGAGGAGCCGGAGAGUGAUUGCUAAUGAUCUCACUGUAGUAUGCAUUCUAAGUGCAUGUGGGUUAGUUGAGUCAUUAGAUAACGGGAAAGAGAUUCAUGGGCAAAUCCUAAAGAAAUUUAGAGAAAGAAAUAUAUACAUAGAUAGCACCUUAGUUUGGUUUUAUUGCAGAUGUGGGGAAUAUGAAUAUGCUUCAAAGGUGCUAAAAGACAUGCCUUUUAGGGAUGUAGUGUCAUGGACUUCAAUUAUAUCAGGGUGUGCUCUUCUUGGGUAUGGCUCAGAAGCUCUGAAGUUUCUUAAUGAUAUGUUAUGGGAAGGAAUUGAGCCUAACCAGUUCACUUUUUCAUCAGCCAUUAAAGCUUGUGCUAAGCUCCAAGCAUUGAGACAUGGUAAAAAACUCCAUGCUUAUGCAAAUAAGACCCAUGCUUUAUCAAAUGUCUAUGUAGGGAGUGCACUCAUAGGCAUGUAUGCCAAAUGCGGAUCCAUGGUUGAUGCACGUAGGAUUUUUGACAUGAUGGAGGAGAGGAAUGUUGUUUCUUGGAAAGUCAUGAUGAUGGGAUAUGCUAGAAAUGGGCUAUUCAAGGAAGCCAUGAAGCUUUUGUAUAGAAUGAAAGAAGAGGGAGUAGAAGUGGAUGAAUUUGUCAUGACCACUGUUCUUAAUGCUUGUGGGGAAGCUCAAAGUGAAAGGGAAAGUGUACCUUCAUAAGAUAUUCGUGAGAAAGUCUAUACUGUGUAGUGUACAUGGCAUGCAGCUGGGGCAUCUGCAGACCAUUCUAUCAUAUCAAUGUGGAAAUCUACAGUAUCAAUAUACGGCUAUGCAUGGUAUGGUUCCCAAUCUCUUAUAAUAUAAGUGUAUCCAUUCUUCAAAAUGGUGUUGAUGAUAUUUUGCUGGAUGGUGGCUCCAAAAAGUUCAGCUGAGAGGAUCAGCGUGCCAUAUGGAUGCGAUUUCAGGCAUCAGAAGUUUCUCUUGUUAGUGAAGAUUUAUUAUACUCAUAUUCAAACAUUUCGAUGAGAGAAAGCUUUAUUUAAUUAUUUGUGAGAUUGAUCUAAAGUCAAGUUACCGAUCGAAAGAAGAUUUAUUUGAUUUCUACAGAGGAAAAAUAUAUGACCCUUUGGUCUUUUGAUCCCUGCAAAGGUAUAUAUGUUUUAUUUUUUCUUCUAA